Messenger RNA from Hyaena hyaena (striped hyena), 4516 nucleotides. RefSeq names its product ethanolamine kinase 1 (gene ETNK1). NCBI's taxonomy places the organism in Eukaryota, Metazoa, Chordata, Mammalia, Carnivora, Hyaenidae. Gene Ontology annotation, biological process: phosphatidylethanolamine biosynthetic process. The record is from RefSeq and is a predicted model, not a curated record. The transcript has 8 exons. Gene Ontology annotation, cellular component: cytoplasm. Gene Ontology annotation, molecular function: ethanolamine kinase activity. Bases 281 to 1372 code for a protein of 363 amino acids.
GGCCAGUCCCGGCAUGCUCCGCGGCCGCCGGCGGUGGAGUGCAGACGAGCGGAAUUUUUCCCGUGGACAUCUCCGGCUCAGUUCAGCUGCUGUUCAGACCCGGGUCGGUGAGAGUGCCGUGUCCAGCCCUUUUCCUAUCGCUCGCCCGUCAGUCUGAGCGCCCCUAGCCCUCCCGCGAGGGCGCCCCGGGACGGAAGGAUCCACCAGCCUGUCGGCGCCCGCCGUGCUCGUGGUCGCCGUCGCCGUCGUCGUGGUGGUAGUCUCUGCCGUCGCCUGGGCCAUGGCCAAUUACAUCCACGUUCCGCCCGGCUCCCCGGAGGUGCCCAAGUUGGACGUCACGGUUCAGGAUCAGGAGGAGCAGCGCUGCCGGGAGGGGGCCCUCAGCCUCCUGCAACACCUGCGGCCGCAUUGGGACCCUCAGGAGGUGACCCUGCAGCUUUUCACAGAUGGAAUCACAAAUAAACUUAUUGGCUGUUACGUGAGUAAUACAAUGGAGGAUGUAGUCCUGGUGCGAAUUUAUGGCAAUAAGACUGAGCUGUUAGUUGAUCGAGAUGAGGAAGUGAAGAGUUUCCGAGUGUUGCAGGCGCAUGGCUGUGCACCCCAACUCUACUGUACCUUCAAUAAUGGACUGUGCUAUGAAUUUAUACAGGGAGAAGCAUUGGAUCCAAAGCACGUCUGCAACCCUGCCAUUUUCAGGCUAAUAGCACGUCAGCUUGCUAAAAUCCAUGCUAUCCAUGCACACAAUGGCUGGAUUCCCAAAUCUAAUCUAUGGCUAAAGAUGGGAAAAUAUUUCUCUCUCAUUCCCACAGGAUUUGCAGAUGAAGACCUUAAUAAAAGGUUCUUAAGUGAUAUCCCAAGCUCUCAGAUUCUUCAGGAAGAAAUGACUUGGAUGAAGGAGAUUCUUUCAAACCUGGGGUCACCUGUUGUGCUUUGCCAUAAUGACCUAUUGUGUAAGAAUAUAAUCUACAAUGAGAAACAAGGUGAUGUACAGUUCAUUGAUUAUGAAUAUUCUGGAUACAACUACCUGGCUUAUGAUAUUGGAAAUCAUUUCAAUGAAUUUGCAGGUGUCAGUGAUGUAGACUAUAGUCUCUAUCCAGACAGACAACUACAGGGCCAGUGGCUGCGUUCUUACCUUGAAGCCUACAAAGAAUAUAAAGGCUUUGGGACUGAAGUUACUGAAAAGGAGGUGGAAAUACUCUUCAUUCAGGUCAAUCAGUUUGCAUUGGCUUCUCAUUUCUUUUGGGGAUUGUGGGCUUUGAUUCAAGCCAAAUACUCCACUAUUGACUUUGAUUUCCUUGGGUAUGCAAUUGUUCGUUUUAACCAAUACUUUAAAAUGAAGCCUGAAGUUACCGCAUUAAAAGUGCCUGAGUAAAGAAGAGAUUUGGUUAUUCUCAAGUAGCUGAACAAUGCUUGUGAAAUCUUUUCAUAAGAAAUUUUGAAAAGCCAAUUUUGUUAAAAUUCUGUUGUUUAAUUUGGUUAUCUUGCUUUACAAAUUAUGCCUCUAAACGACCAAUCUAUUUUUUAAAUAGACUGAAAUGAUGUCAAGAAGUACACCUACUGCUAUCAGUGUGUGGUGGAUUAGAAGUUGGUUAAAUCUGCAAAAAGGUAUAAAGAUGUCAGUUUAAUCCUUUCUUUGAUAAUUUAAUCUCCGUUAUAUGUGAAUUAUUUAUUAUAAAUUUAACAUAAUUCUGUGACUCUUUUCAUCUGUUGGUUGAGUGUAAGCAUUGAAAAUGUUCCAGAGAAAAAUUUUUGUUUUAAGUUUUACUUUAAUAAUACUUUUAGUAAACAUUCAAAGUAUGCAGUGUAACCUUUUUAUCUUGAUACACUGUAAGAAAUAUGAAUCAUUCACUCUUGAAAUGCCAGAUACUGGUAUAGAUAACUUAGGUGUUAAUAGAAAAAUUUCUGUGUAUGAGGGUAAAGUACAUUUACUGUCUAUGCUUAGUGGUACAUCUUUUUGAAUUGAUUAUUGGAUAAUAUUUGAGGGGGGCACAGAAUGUAUCUUAAAAUUAAAUUCUCCUUUCCUUACAUAGUCUGGCAGUAUAUAUAUUAAUAUUUACCAUAUAAUCCUAAAAUUGAUAUGAUUUUAUAUUACCAAAAUCUGCAUUAAGUAAUAUUUUCAUGUACUAAACGUGGUCAUUUAAGUUGCUAGUUUAUUUUUAAAAUUUGAUUGUAUCAUACUGUUAUUUUUUUUUACCAAAAAUUUUGUUUUACUUAAUGAAAUAUUCUGUUUUUUCUGUUUAGUUAGUAGAACAAAUACUAAUUUUUGAAACAAAGAUAGAAUGGUGUUAUCAUACUUGGGAACAAGAAAAUGUCAUUUAGAUAUUCUUUUUUACCUUUGCAUAUUCAUUCCUUACAAUUUCAUUUCAUGUUUUAGUUUGGCUCCAUGUCUUUAGAAUGACAUGAUUACGUGAUGUAUGUAGGUUCAGAGAAAUUAAUUGAAGCAGUUGAAAGAAGUAAGGAACACUUGGGACAUUGAUCUACAUUUAAAAUCUGUUACAACAAAAUGUGAAUUAAGCAGAAAUACUCAUGGUAGGAAAGCUUCUCUUGUUUUACUUUCUCUUGAUUUUGUGUAUUUUUAUUUUGUUUGGGAAUGAGAGGGUGGUAAUUAUUAUACGGAAGGAAGUUAGAUCUUUGUGAUAAAUAGGCUUCGAGUUUGAAGACUGCCCCUGUGUGGGGAUGAGCAGUCAUGGUUAACUUAGAAAAUUAAUCUGAUAAGCUUUGCACUUUGGUCACAUAAGUGCCCAUGUACAAAGUUGGCUUAAUGAAUCUGCAUAUUCAGAAUAUGCAACCACAAAUAUAUCCUCUAAGAAAUUUUCUGGGGAGUUUGAUGUAUUAUUCCAAAUGACUUAUAUUCUCAGAUAAGUGCUUUAAAAUACUUGGAUUAUCUCAAGAUGUUUAAAGCUAAUAAAGUAAUUAGAAACACUUAAGGCCAUUUUAAAUGGUGAAUUCUAGUUACAUAAAUAGAAUCUUAAAAUCUGCUUGUGUCUGUAACAGUGUUAAACUAAUAUUUGUUUUCUACCUCCCCAGUGUUAUAAAUGUUCACUUCUGUUUUUAUAAACCAUAUUACUAAAGGAUCAAUAGAAUUUUACCUAAUUGACUAAAUGAAUGGAACCAAUUAAACAGUAGUUUUUUUACAUAAUGUUAGAGUGAACUUGAAAAAUCGUUUUUGGUGGAAUUUUCGUCUGUAGUUGGAACAUUUUCUUAGGACAAUGAAUAAUAUGUAAUACCCUUGAUUUUUUUGCUUUCUGACUUCUUAAAGUGCAACAGUAUAUAACUUGGAGAACUGUGUAUGUAUGAGAGGAAACAAGAUCAGUUUUCUACAUUAUUCCAUAUUCUUCAAACUAUUUUGAAUAGGGAUUCACUGAGCCUUUUCUUGUAGACUGUGCAUAGCUGCUAGCUGUGAUCCUCUUGUGUUUCAGAGAGAUUCAUACAGAAGUGAAUGUAAAGGCUUUCAUUUUAGCCCUCAGAGUAUGCAGUGGAAGUUAGAAACAAAAUAAGAUAUUUUCUCCACUUCUAUGGCUAGAUUUUGGGAGUUCUGAUGCUCCCACUUCCUGUACAGGUUUUUGGUAUCAUGCUACAGACUAAUAAUAGGGUUCAAAAUUGCUUCCCUUCUUACUGACUAUUUAAGGGAAUUUAAAGGAAAAACAUCCCUCUAAAAUUUGUCCUGUGGCUUGCUGAGAUGUCUGUUCUGUUGCCUUUUUAUGUUAAGCUAAGGAACUUGAAUGCCUUACCUAAUAAGUCAGCUGGUAGUAAGUUCAUUUUGUAAAUAUGAAAAUGGUUGUUAGAGAAGUGGCAUUCAUGUGUACCCGUUGUUAGUCAAUAGACCAUAGUGGCCUGAAUGCUUUAACAAGCAAAAUUCCACAUUUUUUCCUUUUGUUUCUUCCAUACUUGUAUGAUCUUACCUGACCAGUAAUAUUUGAUACUUUUCCCUCCUGACCCCAUGCUACCACUUGAUUUUCUGGAAAUCGAAGAGAUGUGGUAGUAAAUUGUACUGUUCACAUGGUCGUUUGAGAUCAACAUGAGCACAAAACUCAACUAGGUCUGCCUGGAAUGUAUAUAAAAUAGUGUAAAUAAAAAUUUGUAAAUUAGUGUGAAUUGUAUCUUGCAUAUGAGAUUGUGUAUUGUUUUGCAUUCUCCUCCCUUUUGUAGGUUUUUUUUUUUUUUUGGUAAGGAAAUGAUUCAGCUCUUUGGUUUUAGACUGGAAAUAGCCAAAAGUUCUGGCUGCACAGUGGGAUAACAAGAGGAACUGGAAAUAGGGUUAAUCAGAUUUUGUCAGUGUCAUUACUUAUUUAUUUAGCCUCUCAGUGCCUAAUAUGACUUUUCUUCAUUCUUUAGUUGGCCAUUAGUUUUUGUGAGGUUAGAUUCUAUAAGCAGUAAAUUAAUACACUGCUAGAGCUCCUUUCUUUGAGUCACGAUUCUAAACUAAGGCAAAUUAAAAUACAAUGUGAUGAUUGCAAACUGAAGUAUUAUCCUUUCCUGUUUUCAAGGUUGUUAACUUUUUCCUACCAAAAAAAAA